AUGUGUGGUACCAACUCAGCCACUGAAGUUUGUGGCAGACCGGUUGCCGACUACCUAGCAGCGUCCAAGGCCGGCACCAGACCCCAGGUCGUCUUCUGUGACGAGAUCCGUGGCACUAUUCUCAACGCCCUCCUGGACCGAGCUGAUAAGGCGCCCAAGCUCGUCUACAAGCCUAGCGAGAGACCUGGAUUUGAUAAGGAAAUCACCAAGCAGCCUGAACAUUACUGGCCGCUCCUGGCCCGAUGCCAUCUCAACCACGGAGUGUCCCGGGGCGACGCCUACAACUCCAUCAUUCAGCCGGCGUUCCGCAACCAUGUCAAAUGGAUUCUUCGCCAGGCCAUUGACCACCGGGCCUUCACUGCCACCCCCUGCGGAUGGGUUCGUACCAACGGAACGCCUUUCAAGUCGGAUGCCGAAGCUGGUGAGUGGCUGCACAAGCAGCAGAAGGCUGUCCAGGACGACCCCAACUGGAAGGCCCAACUGGCUCGCCCCAAGCCAGCUGGAAGCCUUGCAAAUUCUCGCUGGGCGUCCCACCAGACGCCCUCGAGCGGUGAGGAUGUGUCGAUGCCCUCUCUGGAGAAGCUGAGCCUCGACGAUCGUGUUGACACCCCCUCUGUGGUUGUACGUGGAACCAACCCCAUCCUGCGAAAGCCCUUGUUCAGCGCAGACAGAAGAAGCGCGUCCGAUUCGCGAAACCUGAAGUCUCUCAGCAACACCCUCGAAACACCAAAGCCGCCGACGUGGCAAACCAUCUACGAGUGGACCAGCGAUGUCUCGGCCGAAUCCGUUCUACCAAGCAGCAAGAAGAAAGAAUUACGAGACACUCUCGAAAAUCUCGGGCGAGAAAGACAGGCCCGACUCAGACAGAUCAAGCAGCUCUCGGAGCAGGAGGCCAAGGUAUGGAAGGCCCUCUAG
This is a messenger RNA of Fusarium vanettenii 77-13-4, 915 nucleotides long. RefSeq lists its product as uncharacterized. NCBI's taxonomy places the organism in Eukaryota, Fungi, Ascomycota, Sordariomycetes, Hypocreales, Nectriaceae. The transcript has 2 exons. The record is from RefSeq and is a predicted model, not a curated record. Bases 1 to 915 code for a protein of 304 amino acids.